UGGCUGGGGUGGGCCUGGGUGAGCUUGGGGUCGGGUUGAGGGUCGAGGGUUCAGGGGGGACACCAUGGCCACCCGGCGUCUGACCGACGCCUUCUUGUUGUUGCGGAACCACUCGGUCCAAAGCCGGCAGCUGCUGGCCGAGCAAGUGAGUAGCCUCAGCGCCUGCCGCCCUCCUCGCCCUCCUCCGCGCUCUCGUAGCCGGGCUGCGCUCGCCGAUGACCGUAUGGCUCUGGUGUCCGGCAUCAGUUUGGACCCAGAGGCUGCGAUUGGCGUUACAAAACUGUCCCCUCCCAAGUGGGUGGACGGAGUCGACGAAAUCCAGUAUGACAUUGGCCGGAUCAAACAGAAGAUGAAGGAACUGGCCAGUUUGCACGACCAGCACUUAAACAGGCCCACCCUGGACGAUAGCAGCGAGCAGGAGCAUGCCAUCGAGAUCACCACCCAGGAGAUCACUCAGCUUUUCCACAGAUGCCAGCGAGCGGUGCAGGCACUGCCCAGCCGGGCCCGCAGGGCCUGCUCCAAGCAGGAGGAGCGACUCCUGCGCAAUGUGGUGGCGUCCCUGGCGCAGGCUCUGCAGGAACUGUCCACCAGCUUCCGGCUUGCGCAGUCCGCCUACCUCAAACGCAUGAAGAACCGCGAGGAGCGAUCCCAACACUUUUUUGAUACGUCCGUACCGCUGAUGGAUGAUGGCGAGGACCAGCCUCUUUAUGACCGGGGUUUCACGGACGACCAGUUGGUGCUGGUGGAACAGAACACGCUGAUGGUGGAGGAGAGGGAGCGAGAGAUCGGGCAGAUUGUGCAGUCCAUCUCGGACCUCAAUGAGAUCUUCAGGGACCUGGGAGCAAUGAUCGUGGAACAGGGCACCGUUCUGGAUCGGAUCGACUAUAACGUUGAGCAGUCCUGUAUCAAAACCGAAGAUGGCUUGAAGCAGCUUCACAAGGCAGAGCAGUACCAGAAGAAAAACCGGAAGAUGCUCGUGAUUCUGAUCUUAUUUGUCAUCAUCAUCAUCCUCAUCGUGGUCCUCAUUGGCGUCAAGUCCCGCUGAGUGGCCUCGGAGCUGUGUGCUGCGCGAGAGGGUCCCGGCGAGGGGCCAGGCUGGGUCACGCCAGGUGGGACCAGGCUGCCGCUGAGGGCAGCCUCAGGUCUGCAUCUGCCCGUUGGGGGAGCGAGCUGGCGGCGUCCAGACAGCACGGGAGCGGGCUUCUGUCCCUCAUCCGUCCGGGACCACCACGCAGCCUGGACUCAGGGUUCUGUCUUCCCUCGAGGAGGUUCUGUUUCGGAGAGGGGCAGAGACGAGUCGGGUGGCCAUCUCCGGGGUACCAUCAGCAUCCAUCAUUUGUGUAUAUAAGCUACUUUAUUUCCACUCGUCGUCUCUGAGGAGCAUGUUCAUGUAAUGUUGGUGGGGGGAAAUGAAGCCAUCUGAUUUUUGAGAAAUUCAGUUCCAAAAAAUUAUGUAUAACAGCAAAAAAUAUAUAUAAUAAUAAUCAAAACCCAAAAAUCAACCCUUCAUCUUUCUCAUAUAUUUUCCAGUUGAAAACAAACUGAGAGAAACCCUUUAAGAAUUUAUAAUCCAUUCCCCAUUAACUUAAUUUCGCUUUUCCAUCACUGUUAAUGAUCAGAGUAACAAAGUGUGAAAAAUAAGAAACCAUCAUUGAUGUUAAUCAA
Messenger RNA from Suncus etruscus (white-toothed pygmy shrew), 1665 nucleotides. It is a transcript of the gene STX16, whose product is annotated as syntaxin 16. The transcript has 8 exons. Bases 65 to 1045 code for a protein of 326 amino acids. Gene Ontology annotation, cellular component: membrane; SNARE complex; endomembrane system. Gene Ontology annotation, molecular function: SNARE binding; SNAP receptor activity. NCBI's taxonomy places the organism in Eukaryota, Metazoa, Chordata, Mammalia, Eulipotyphla, Soricidae. Gene Ontology annotation, biological process: vesicle fusion; intracellular protein transport; vesicle-mediated transport. The record is from RefSeq and is a predicted model, not a curated record.